AUGCGCUGCGUCAGCAAAUCUCACACUGAGGACAGAACCUUGACUGCCUCAGCAGAAAGCUCUUCUCCUACAAUACAAACAGGGCCCAUUCGCUGUUGGGGCACUCAACAUACCCACUCCCGGCCCCGGCGAAUUCAGACGCACGGCAUCAUUGUUACCCACUACCCCGCCGUCCUCGGAACAGACGCUGCGGGAACCGUGGAAGGAUUCGCAGAGGGCGUGACAGGAUUCACUGUUGGUGACAGAGUAUUCACCCAGGGGUCACUCAAUAAAACUCAUGCCGCGUACCAACAAUACUCCCUCGCUGCCGCCGAUGUCACAGCUAAGAUCCCAGAAAAUAUCUCAUUCAACGAUGCUGCUUCACUCUCGGUGGGCGUGGUGACCGCAACGCUUGGUUUGUUCAACCAAGACGAUCCGGUUAACAGUGCGGCGUUAUUUCCGCCAUGGAAAGAGGGUGGACGAGGAAAAUAUGCGGGAAAGCCUGUGGUGAUCUUUGGUGGAUCUACUUCAGUUGGUCAAUAUGUUAUCCAAUUCGCAAAGCUCGCUGGCUUCUCUCCCAUCAUUGCUACCGCAUCGCUGCACAACACUGAGCUCUUGAAGUCCUACGGCGCAACACACGUCCUCGACCGCAGAUUGUCUGCAUCUGACCUUAUCACUGCUGUCUCUCAUAUAACGUCAGCACCGAUACAGAUAGUCUACGAUUCGGUCAGCCUGCAAGACACGCAGAAUGUGGCGUACGAUGUGCUCGCGCCGGGUGGCACUAUGGUGGUUGUUCUCGACGAGUCGGUUGACCCAUCCAAAAAAACCCCGGAGAAGAAGAUCGUCAACGUCUUCGGAAAUACCCACGUCCCUCAGAACCACAAGACAAGUGUUAGCCUCUACAGCCAGCUAACGUCUUUGUUGGAAAAGGGUCUGAUCAGGCCGAAUCGUGUCGAGGUUUUGCCAGAUGGAUUGACUGGGAUUCCGGAUGGAUUGGAGAGGAUCAAGAACAAUCAGGUCAGUGCUGUCAAGCUCAUCGCCCGUCCGCAGGAGACCGCAUAG
This is a messenger RNA of Sparassis crispa, 1041 nucleotides long. Its product is annotated as Zinc-type alcohol dehydrogenase-like protein. Gene Ontology annotation, molecular function: oxidoreductase activity, acting on NAD(P)H. Lineage: Eukaryota; Fungi; Basidiomycota; Agaricomycetes; Polyporales; Sparassidaceae. The record is from RefSeq and is a predicted model, not a curated record. The transcript is spliced from 7 exons. The coding region runs from base 1 to 1041 and encodes 346 amino acids.